Messenger RNA from Acanthosepion pharaonis, 639 nucleotides. The record is from the annotation of a GenBank genome assembly. NCBI's taxonomy places the organism in Eukaryota, Metazoa, Mollusca, Cephalopoda, Sepiida, Sepiidae.
AUGAUCUUCGUAAGUUCUUAUCUUCGUCGCCAUAUCCUGAUCUAUUUAUAUAUUAACGAGAAAGUUUCCAUACCUUUCGGCCUGUCUGUCUGUCUCUUUUCUCUCGUUUUUUUUCUCUCUUUAUUUUCUUUCAAACUCUCUUUCGAAGAUUUCCCCCUUUCUGGAAAUCUUUUUCUCUCGUUCUUUCCGAUUUUCAUCAUUUUCCAACCUUUCAAUCUGUUUUACUCUCCCCUCUCUGGGAUCUUUCCCCCCCUUCUUACCAGGCCUUCUUUUCUUUCUCUCUCUCACUCAUUAUGUUUCUCCUCCUCUGUGUGUAUUUCCCUCUCUUUCUUUCUCUUUCUUCAUCUUCCAUUUUCCUCCUCUGUCCUGUCUCUCUUUCCCUCUCCUUUGGACCUUCCUUCUCUCUUCUGUCUCUCUCUCUCUGUGGAUUUCUUUGUCUCCUCCUUCUGUGGAUGCCUUUUUCUCUCCACUUCUUUCCUCUUCUCUCUCCCUUUCAAUGUUUUUUCUUUCUCUCUCUUUUCCUCUGUGGAUGCCCUGUCUGUCUCUCAAACUCCUCUCUCUCUGUCUCCGCCUGCAUUAACUGUUUCUCUCUCUUUGCUUAUGCUUAGGUCUAACGCAAUGAGUCUCUCUCUCCUGUAA